AUGGCAGUUCUUUUCAUUUUCUUACAAACCAUUAUUUUACUAGAAUGCUCUCUCUUUCUCUCUUUAUAUUUAUCUAUUUACCUAUAUACCUAUCUAUCUCUAUAUCUAUCUUUAUCGCUUUCUCCUUCCCAAUCUCUUUCUCUCUCUCUCUCUCUCUCUCUCUCUCUCUCUCUCUCUCUCUCUCUCUCUCUAUCUGUGUUUUUCUCUCUUUAUCCCUCGCACUGUAUAUAUCCCUUCCCGAUUCUUAUUUUCUCUAUCAAUAAGUUCUCCUCUUUAUUUAUUCCUCUCAUUUCUUUCUUUCUUUCUUUCUUUCUUUCUUUCUUUCUUUCUUUCUUUCUUUCACUCUCUCAUUUAAUUUUUUCUUUCUUUUAUUCAUUCUUACUUUCCCUCAGUUCAUUCAUUCAUUCUUUCUUUCUUUCUUUUUCUUUCUUUCUUUCUUUCUUACUUUCUUUCUUGUUCUUUCUUUCUUUCUUUCUUAACAACAAUUGUAGCAGUUCAAUGUAUUUCCACUUAAUGGCAGUUCUUUCUCGAUUUUUACAUCCUAUUAUUUUACAAAGACGCUCUCUUUUUCUGACACUCUUUCUAUCUAUCUAUCUAUCUAUCUAUCUAUCUAUCUAUCUAUCUAUCUAUCUAUCUCUUCCUCUCUCUGUCUUUGUUUAUAUCCUUCUUUUCCUCCCUCUCCCUCUAUAUAUCAUUUACUGA
This is a messenger RNA of Acanthosepion pharaonis, 702 nucleotides long. The record is from the annotation of a GenBank genome assembly. Lineage: Eukaryota; Metazoa; Mollusca; Cephalopoda; Sepiida; Sepiidae.